AGAAACAGGGGGGUGCCAGGAAGUGGGGGGUUUGACUUACAACAUUGUUCACGAAGCCGGCUCCACCAUCAUCACUAAGCCCGAUUCUGAUCCUGUGGUCGCGUUCCCUCCGGUCCCGUACUCCUCGACCGAGGGUGAACUGGCCACAGUCAAGUUUUCAGCGACCGCGCUCGAUAUAGCUCCUGGCACAACUGGAGUUCUGACGGUAACCUUCAUUGAACCUGCCAGUGUUGAUGCGAAACUGUUCCCCAUCUAUGGCGGAUACAUCAACAUUGUUGGUUCCAAUGACGAGUCUCUACGCGUGACCUACGCUGGUAUCAAGGGCAGCGUCUAUGGCAGUAACAUCUGGGCCGACGAAUGGAUUGACCCCGUCAUCCAAACCCGGACCAUGUGCUAAUCCAAGAGAAUGAUACCUUCAAGAUGACCAUCGAAGACACUUUCACCAUUGACUUUGACAUUCUGUGGCCUACUCGAGAGUUAAGCUUCGACCUCGUCGAUCCCUCCUGGGAGCCCACAGACUGGUCCUAUCCGUUCUUCUCAGGCCAAAACAACUACGUUGGUUCUCCCCAGCACUACAACCUCAUCUCGGACGCCUACUUUGACGCUCCUGUCCAGCAGUACCCGCGCCUGCCUUCGAGCACAUGGUGGCCGAGUGGUAACUUCUCGCACGGUAGUGCGAUCGAGUGCGGCGAGUACAAAAUCCUGUCAAGGGCGCUUCGGACUUAUGGGGAUUACCACAAUGUGAGCGACUGGCAAAUUAGGCUCUCGCCUAAGAUCAUUGUCGACAAGAAUAAGGCUUAGUCUCUAGCCUUGGCUCUGUACCAAGCGCAGCGCAAGACCGAUAUCAAGGAACUUGAGAGUGCGUGAACGGGUUUGCCGACCGCGGUGUAACCACCGUUGCAUCACACUACGAAUUGUGCCCAUGGUCUUUGAAAACUUGAGACUAGUGAUUGGCUGCUAAAAGGGAAAUAUGAGACAGUUGGAGAGUAAUGUGCAAAAACAUGUCUGAUGAUGUUGGCGCAGCUUUCAUGUUGUGGCACAACCAUUUCGGG
This is a messenger RNA of Colletotrichum phormii, 1052 nucleotides long. RefSeq lists its product as uncharacterized. The coding region runs from base 421 to 801 and encodes 126 amino acids. The transcript is spliced from 3 exons. The record is from RefSeq and is a predicted model, not a curated record. Lineage: Eukaryota; Fungi; Ascomycota; Sordariomycetes; Glomerellales; Glomerellaceae.